Molecule: messenger RNA, 2849 nt
Organism: Lytechinus variegatus (green sea urchin)
Lineage: Eukaryota; Metazoa; Echinodermata; Echinoidea; Temnopleuroida; Toxopneustidae
Exons: 7
Coding region: 1-2619 (872 amino acids)
Source: RefSeq, a predicted model, not a curated record
AUGCAUUGGCUUCUAUAUUUUACCUUGAUCAUGAUGAGAUGUGGAGAUAUUGAGGUCAAUCCUGGACCAAGCUCUGUCACCGAAGAAGAAUUUUUGAGGUUGGCCCAGCUAAUCCCACCGAGGUACUAUAAAGAUGUAGGCAUACAUUUGGGAAUCCCUGAUGCAGAACUUGAUCAUAUCAUUGUCCAACAUUCAUCGGAUUACAAAGAUGCAUUGAUGUCAGUGUUCAUACGGUGGAGAAAUGAACAGCGUCCAGAUGAAGACAUCAGGGCUCUUCUUGCAGAAGGGUUAGAAAAGAGUGACUUAGGGGGAUUGUCCAAAGAAGUUCUAGCCGGAAAUGGAAUCCAGAGAAGGCCAGGUGAACCCAUGGUAAUCCCAGGAUUAGAGACCCAAGAGCUUUCCCCUGACCUGAUCAAGAGAUGUAAAGAUGAUCUCCAAUUCAAGUACAGGACUAAUUUCUGUAUGAUAAGAGCUGAUCCACUAGAUCCUAAUUCUAUCGUUCCUUUCAAAGAAAUGUACACAAACCUUUUCCUGGAAAAGGAAAAUAAAAACGAAAAGAGUCAAAUUGAGUACAAGGAUCUCUUUAAUCUUAAAGUCAAUGGAAAGUUCCCAAAACGAAUUAUGGUCCAGGGAGAGGCAGGGGCCGGAAAAACAACAUUCUUGGCUAAGAUUGCAUGGGACUGGAUGAACGAUAGUCCAGAUCUGUCAAAGUUUGUGUGGUUACUUCUUAUCCGUCUGCGUGAAGCCAAACGAUACACGAUUGGUAGGAUAGUCAAAUCAUACCUCUCAAAGGACAACCCAGCAGCAGCCUGCCAGAUCACUGCGUACAUCCGUUCAAAUCCAGACAAGGUAUUCAUUGCCUGUGAUGGAUUGGAUGAGUUUAGUGGCAAGAUUAUACAGGACACUGAAACCAAACAAGAAUUAGAAGGUGCUCAGCCAGAAGCCAAAGUAGGAUUUGAAACAAGUCCAGCAACUGCAAAUUCUCUUGCGAGAGGUGAUAUUGUAGUUGAAGAUGUUCUCCGCUCAGAAGAAGUUCGUGAUUGCCUCGUCAUGGUGACAAGCCGUCCAUGGAAGGCCAAUAAAAUUAGAUGGAACAAUAAUUUAAGACCGCUAUACACAUUCAUUUAUGUGGAAGGCUUUAGCAGGGAAAAUGCAAAGGUUUACAUUCGCAAUUAUUUUAAAGACACUGAGGCUACAGCAGAUGAAUUCAUCCAAUUGUUUGAAAGCAACGACAUCAUAUCAGAGAAUAUGGCGCCGUAUCCUAUAUACAUAUCUAUGCUCUGUCACAUGUGGGGAGAGAUUGGUGACGCCAAGAAAGAAGAGUUGAAGUAUUUACAAACCUUUUCUGAAAUAUUCCGUGAAGUGUUUGAAUUUCUCAAGGUGCGUUAUGUCCAGAAAGAGGUCACAGAUUUAAGCAGCCCAUUAUUCAAUACACGUCGCUUUGAAGUCGAGAAACUCAUGGAACCAAUUGCUGAGGUUGCUUUUUCUGGACUACAAUCCAACAACCUUCUUUUCAAUGAAGAAGAUCUCGGACAGAUCCCGGACUCUUUGAAGACAGCAUGCAACGUAGGGGUGUUAACACAGGAGAAAAAACUGUCAUCAAUACAUGACAGGAGCAGUGCAUUCUUGCAGUCAACAACCUUCUUUCCACAUAAACUGUUCCAGGAGUACAUGGCUGCGGUCUAUCUUGCUUCUCUGUAUGAUUCGAAUCUCAUUGAGUUUAAGAGGCUGUUUGAAGAAGUAUUGCUACCUAGGAAGGAAGAGUUUAAGUAUCUCCUGUUCUUCACUGUGUCACGGGACAGGAACAUUGCCGAAUAUACCACCACGUGUCUGUUACGACAGUAUACCUUAAAGCAAUACGACGACCCAUGGCAGGCGAUGAACUUCUUGGUUGAUGUAGCAUUUGAGAGUCAAGAUGAGGAUACCAUUGCCUUCCUAAGGAAUUCGGUAUCAUCUAAGUUGAUUAUCAAUGCUGAGAAUGCACACACUGUGGCUGGUUAUGCAUACACUGGGAUAUAUUCAAAAGCAAUCAAAAUAGAUUUUGGUACUUUUGGAUCUCGCUACGGACCGGGUAUAUCAAAUGAGGUUGCACUGAUGGUAUGCUCAGCACCAUCUUUAACGAAAGUUAAACUUUGGGGGAUAUUUCACCCUACCUUCUAUGACACUCUUGCCCAAGAAGGAAGGAAAACCAAAGUCCAUACUUUCGAGAUAAGGAAUUUUCAGCCUCUAUCAUCAGCCUCUUCACAUCAGCUAGCAGAAGCUAUUUGCUCCUUACCUGACCUGGAAAACCUGACACUAAAAGGAGAUGGUUACCAAGAGGAGUUUUAUUCUCAUCUGAAUGCAAAGGCUUCAACCCUAAAGGUCCAUACUCUUCAGAUUAUGAUGGAUAAGGGUCUAUCAUCAGCCUCUGAAUGUCACCUUGUAGAAGCAUUACGCUCUCUACCAAAUCUGAUUAACCUGGAACUCACAGCGGUUGGUGACCAGAAGGAGUUCUGUCGUCAUCUGGUUGAGCAGGCUCCAUUCUUUAGGAUCAACGAAGGAAAAUUCAAAUUGAAUGGAAAGCUUCACAGGGAUCUUGAUUCAUUCGUAGAAUCACUCACUUUGCUGAUGGAAAAAUGAUAAUCUAAUCAAGCUCUUUACUCAGGCUGAUACAACCCAGAUAAUUCCUAGACUGGUCAUGAAAUUGCUUAUUACAAUGGGCCUCUAUAUAUAUAUAUAAAUAACAAGUCAUCAACAUCAAGUAUCUCUCCCAGUCUGCUUAAUUGUCAGAUAUAGGCAUUGCUUUCACAGAAUACCUGUUGUUUUUUUCUUCCUAGAAAGUUUGUGACAUGUCAAACAAGCAAAUUUUA